AUGGACGCAUCUACUCGCUCUCGAAGCAGGCUAGUCGGCCAGCCUCUCCUGUACGCCAUCUCCGUGUUUGCUAGUCUGGGUGUCUUUCUCUUCGGAUAUGAUCAAGGAGUCAUGUCGGGGGUCAUCACAGGCCCUCACUUCCGCAAGUUCUUCAAUAGUCCAGGCGCGAUCGAGGUCGGUACCAUGGUCGCCGUCCUGGAGAUAGGCGCCUUCAGUACGUAUCGUGUGUAUUGA
This is a messenger RNA of Postia placenta MAD-698-R-SB12, 234 nucleotides long. RefSeq lists its product as hypothetical. The record is from RefSeq and is a predicted model, not a curated record. Gene Ontology annotation, cellular component: membrane. NCBI's taxonomy places the organism in Eukaryota, Fungi, Basidiomycota, Agaricomycetes, Polyporales, Adustoporiaceae. The coding region runs from base 1 to 234 and encodes 77 amino acids. Gene Ontology annotation, molecular function: carbohydrate:proton symporter activity. The transcript has 3 exons. Gene Ontology annotation, biological process: carbohydrate transport.